Messenger RNA from Perkinsus marinus ATCC 50983, 405 nucleotides. RefSeq lists its product as hypothetical. The transcript has a single exon. The coding region runs from base 1 to 405 and encodes 134 amino acids. NCBI's taxonomy places the organism in Eukaryota, Perkinsozoa, Perkinsida, Perkinsidae. The record is from RefSeq and is a predicted model, not a curated record.
AUGCGUUACAUUCUCCUCCUCGUCAUUGUCGUCGUCGCUGCUUACUUCAGUGAAGCGGGUCGACUCGACUGUCCUCCAUCUUCGGAGACGAAGAAUAUGGCAACCUAUUCUUGGAGGCAAGCCUACUGGACUGGUCAGGACACGACCUUCCUAGACUUUUUCAAGUCCGACGUGUCGAAGGAGUACAACCGUGGUGAUGUUUACCUCAACGUGGCCGAUGCCUCCAACGUGGGCAAGAUUAUCCACCCUGAGAGACUGGCCGAGCUCAUCGCCAACUUCCGCAAGGUCAGCGGAAACUCUGCAAGGUUCUAUCUUUUCUAUGCUCAAGGUGGUGGCGACGAUAAGAAAUGGGCCCCCGAUUUCGUUCGUGUCUUUAACGAGUUCAUCCUCAAGUACGCACCCUGA